AUGCCUUUCGUGGAGGAGAUCAACGUCAAGAACCAUCGGCCAGAUGUGUAUUUUACCAGUGUGAACGCCACAGGGCCUUCUGGUAGAAAUCGGAUAACCAAAACUACAACCGCAUCUGGUGUCAGAAAUAACAAACGGGUGAACUACUCGCUCUCAGAUCUCGAGGCUAAGAUAUACGCUCAAAAAAAUGGUAAAGAGAGUGACUCUCAUACCUCUAAUUUCAUCACGACGACCAAUAGUGCUUUGGAAAGGUAUACCCCGCAGGAACUACUGAAAUCGCGACGGAGACUCAUGGAACUCGACACAGAAAACGUUCAAGACAUCCGAGACGUGCCAUUUCUGAUGAGCAGCAUAACUGGCAUCAGUAAGGACCGGAUCGAUUCCAGUGGAGGUGCCGAUUCUGGUGGUGAUUCCAUCUCGAACGUCAACCGGUCUAGCAGGAACAAAUUCGAACUUCCAAAAAACAUCGAACUUCUAUACAGAUCGACCAAGCCUCCUGCUGUGAAAAAGAAGAACACUAACCGGAUUGUGGCGCUCAAGAAGACUCUGGCGUCGCGGAGACCGUUGUCGAGUCAUGUUGAUGCCCUCGACCAAGUAAAUCGCAGCAUUGUCUUCCACAACGUCUACAACAAAAAGUUUUUCAAAGUGCUUCCGGUGAUCACAACCUGCUCCAUAUGUGGUGGUUACAAUAGCAUUUCUGGAUGUGUGAAUUGUGGAAAUAAAAUCUGCAGUUUACGGUGUUUUAAUCUUCACAACGAAACCCGUUGUACAAGCUAA
Molecule: messenger RNA, 777 nt
Organism: Lachancea meyersii CBS 8951
Lineage: Eukaryota; Fungi; Ascomycota; Saccharomycetes; Saccharomycetales; Saccharomycetaceae
Source: the annotation of a GenBank genome assembly